GGAUUGUUGCAAUGCCUCUUGAUGGGCCACUAGAUACACUGAACACAGAAUAAUGGCCCGACGGCCCUGGUACAUCUGCUUUCUCUGCGAUUUCUAGCACAUUUAUCUAUGAGUUUCCUCCGUCGCCGUAUAGAUUUUUCUUCAGCAUAUGUAGGAGACAGGAAAAGCAAGCCAAAGCACAGAAAGUGCAACUGUCUCCCCUCAUAUUUCGAAAGGUUUGCCAAGGGCUCUGCGACGCUGUGGUGGUUUGCAGGAAGCAACUGCACCUUUUAUCCCGAAACUUCAUCUGGUUACGCUAGUGAAUACAUUUACCUGUAUGCGUUGAAACUCAGAUAUUACAGUAGGUGGAUUUAAGUUAGCACGAAUGAUUUAAAAGUGGAUGAAAAGGAUUUUUAACGUCCACAGUGAAGGUGCAAUUACUUAACACUUGCAACAUGGCUGCUGCGGGAACGGCAGUGGGAAAAGUUUUACACUGACGUGGGAGAAGUUUUAUGCGAAUGCUAGUUGGUACAUGAGUUGUUUGCCAGAUAAUAAAGUCGUCAGCAGUCUCCUCCAGCCUGGCACCGCUUUCCCCGGACUUACAAACCAGUGGAUAAACCGUGUGAGAGCCUCCUCCUCCUCUGUAGUCACCGCCGACAGUCACUGCAGUGGACUUUGUGGGGAAACUGUGGUGUCUUCUUCUCCAUCGUAAGCCGUGGUGGCAGGCUGUGUUUGGAGCUAAAAAUGCAUUUUUCCAUACCCGAAACGGAGGUUCGUUCCGGAGAAAAUGGAUCAAGCUAUGUGGCCUACAACAUCCACGUCAAUGGCGUGCUGCACUGUCGAGUACGCUACAGUCAACUUCUUGGCCUCCAUGAACAGAUAAAGAAAGAAUAUGGCAGCAAUGUGGUGCCUGCAUUCCCUCCAAAGAAGAUCUUCACACUGACUCCUGCUGAGGUCGAACAGAGACGAGAACAGCUGGAGAAAUACAUGCAGGCUGUGCGUCAGGAUCCAUUGCUUGGAGCCAGUGAGAUGUUCAACAGCUUCUUAAGGAAAGCACAGCAGGAGACGCAGCAGAUUCCCACAGAAGAAGUCGCUCUAGACAUCUGCCUCUCCAACGGUCAGAAGGUCACAGUCAACAUUCUGACUGCAGACCAGACGGAGGACGUCCUUGAUGCUGUUGCAACCAAGCUCGAUCUUCCAGAUGACCUUGUUGGUUACUUCAGUCUCUUCCUCGUCCGUGAAGGUGUGGAUGGAGGGUUAACAUUUGUGCGGAAGCUGCAGGAGUUUGAGCUGCCUUAUGUAUCCAUUACCAGCUUGCGGAGCUCUGAAUUUCACAUACUCCUACGGAAAAGCUACUGGGACAUGGCGUACGACGGUGAUGUCAUGGACAACAGAGUUGGCCUCAAUUUGCUAUACGCCCAGACAGUGUCUGACAUUGAGCGAGGCUGGAUACUCGUCAACAAAGACCAGCACAGGCAGCUCAAAUCACUGCAGGAGAAAGGCUCCAAGAAAGAAUUUAUCCAUCUAGGUCAGACCCUCAAAUAUUACGGCUAUAUCAAGUUUGACCCCUGUAUCACAGACUUCCCUGAGAAGGGCUGCCAAGUCAUCGUCAGCGCCGGCAACAACGAGCUCAACUUCCACGUGAAGCUUCCCAACGAACAGAUGAAGGAAGGAAGCUUCAAGGUCACGCGCAUGAGGUGUUGGCGAGUCACGUCUUCUCAAGUCCCGAUAGCAAACGGCACCACCAAUCCCUGCAGCUCGUCCAAAUGUGAGGUCAAACUGGAGCUGGCCUUUGAGUAUUUGAUGAGCAAGGACCGCCUCCAGUGGGUCACUAUCACCAGUCAACAGGCUAUCAUGAUGAGUAUCUGCCUUCAAUCUAUGGUGGAUGAAUUAAUGGUGAAGAAGUCAGGCGGCAGCAUAAAGAAGAUGCUGAGGAAACGACACAACGGCUCCAUCCACCGGUCAGACAGUCAGCAAGCUGUGAAAUCUCCCCCUCUACUGGAUUCCCCUGACCCGAACCGUGAACAAAUCGUCAAAUUAUCAACCAAGCUGAGCUCGGUGUCCCUCCGAGGAAUCAGCGCAUCCAACUCAGCAAACGACAUCAGCGGCAACGAUUUCCACGGCAACUAUGCUUUCGAGGGAAUCGGGGACGACGACCUGUAACCCCGACUUGCCCUCCUUCCCUCUUCACUCCACUGUCAGCGACUGGGACGACAAAGAUUACAAGCUGAGCUGAGCCGAGCCGAGCGGGCCGCACACGCCUCCGAUUCUGCAAGAUUGUAGCUUCUUCCUGGAGAAAUCGCUGCCUUAAGCUCUCAUUUAAUCUUUGACCGUGUCCUUUCUUUUAGACUCUAAAAGCUCAUUGAUUUGCAUUUUAGUUACAAUCAUAUUUAAUUGAAACUUUUUCCCUAUGGUAUUAAACUUGUGGCGACAUACAGUAAAUAGCAUGUAAAGCUACAGGUACGCAAAUAGGGACAAAUUCCUUCUUUCAUUCACAUUGAUUACUGUUUCAUUGACAGUAUUAUAUGAAGUUCUAUAAUGCAGUUCAAUUCAUUAAGGUACAAAGUAAAUUAAUAUAUUAUAAACUACAUGAAGAAAACCUGCUAGAUCUUGGAUUCUUCCCGCGGUGGCUGCAUGUUUCUUUCCAACCCGAGAGCCAAAUGUUUAGUUAGACCUGGCACUAGUGAUAAUACAGCAGAACUGGACAUAGGAUAGUUCUCCAUAUGACCCAGAGUCCAGUGAAUGUGUUAAAACUGAUCUCAAAACUGUAGACUAUUCAGAUCAACUGCUUACUUAAAUGGAUGAUCGAUGUUUGGCUUGGCUAUAUACCAAAAUGUCAUGUUUUUAUACUGUUAGUGAUGCUCUGUGUGUCAUGCUAGACAUGUGCCAAGUCCGUAAAUAUUUUAG
Messenger RNA from Centropristis striata (black sea bass), 2886 nucleotides. RefSeq names its product sorting nexin 17 (gene snx17). Lineage: Eukaryota; Metazoa; Chordata; Actinopteri; Perciformes; Serranidae. The record is from RefSeq and is a predicted model, not a curated record. The transcript is spliced from 15 exons. Gene Ontology annotation, biological process: intracellular protein transport; signal transduction. Bases 724 to 2142 code for a protein of 472 amino acids. Gene Ontology annotation, cellular component: early endosome. Gene Ontology annotation, molecular function: phosphatidylinositol binding.